UAACCCGACCCGACCCGACCCGACUGGCCUUACCCUAUAUAUCCAAAAUCCGAAUCUAAAGCCCACAAUCAUAACCCUAAUUUCCCCAAAUCCCUUUUCUGUCCGGCGAUUUUCUCACCGACGACCGGAGAUUUCUCACCGGCGAUAUUUUUAUCAAUUUGAACGAGAUGGAUGAUUAUCAGGAGAUGGAAAGGUUCGGUAUGGAGAACGAUUACGAAGACGGACAGUGGAUCGGCGGCGAAUUCUACUAUCGGAAGCGUAAGGAGAAGAACAAGGUACAAACGAAGGACGACGUGCUUUACGGAGUUUUCGCUUCGGGCGAUAGCGAUUCUGACUACGAGGGAUCUUCGUCGAAGAAGCGGAAGAAAGGCCUCUUAUCAAAACUUGACUUGACGAAGCCAGUUAACUUCGUGUCAACUGGAGUGGUCAUGCCGAAUAGAGAAAUCGAUCAGAAUUCCAAAGAGGAGAAUAAUGAUAGCAAUAACAACAAUCAGUUAUUGUCAGAAGAGAGCAGUAAGGGUUUGGGUUUUGGUAGUAAUAAUAAUAAUGCUAAUGGUGAUGGUGUUGAUGCUGAUGAUGUUGAAGCUGAUGAGGGGAAUUUUCUGCCAACGGCGUUUGGUAGGAAGAUUAAGGAAGGUGCGUUAAGGCGAGAGAAGGAGAGGGAGAAGGAGAAGUCAAGUAAGGCUAGUAAAGCGUCUGCUUUUGACUCGGGGAGGAAGGGUGAUGUUGGUGGUGAUGUGGGUGGAUUUGAGAAGUAUACGAAGGGGAUUGGGAUGAAGUUGCUUGAGAAGAUGGGGUAUAAAGGAGGUGGAUUGGGUAAAAAUGAGCAAGGAAUUGUGGCUCCGAUUGAGGCGAAGUUGAGGCCGAAGAAUAUGGGAAUGGGGUUUAAUGAUUAUAAGGAGACGACUAGUGCACCGGCUAUUCAAGAAUCGGAUGGAAAGGUGGUUGUUGAUCGUCCUGGGAUAGUCGUGGAGGGACGAUCAAAAGAGAAGGCUUGGUCAAAGCAAACUAAGAAAGUGAAGAAGGUUUAUGUUACAGCGGAAGAGUUGUUAGCUAAAAAACAGGAGCAGGGAUUGGAAGUUGUUCAGAAGGUGUUUGAUAUGAGGGGUCCACAAGUUCGAGUCUUGACGAAUUUGGAGAACUUGAAUGCUGAAGAAAAAGCGAGGGAGAAUGAUGUUCCAAUGCCGGAACUUCAGCAUAAUAUUAGGUUGAUUGUCGAUUUGGCAGAACUUGACAUACAGAAAAUCGAUAGUGAUUUGAGGAAUGAGAUGGAGACUAUUGUUACUUUGCAGAAGGAGAAGGAGAAGCUACAAGCGGAGGCAGCGCGACAGAAAAGGCAGUUUGAUAAUAUGGAAGAGGUUGUUGGUGUAUUGGACCGGAUAGGGGAAGAGAGCACAUCUGGUACCCUAACGUUGGACUCCCUCGCGAAAGCGUUUGCAGACUUGCAGAAGCAGUAUGCUGAGGAAUACACACUCUGCAACUUGUCUAGCAUAGCGUGCUCGUAUGCAGUGCCUUUGUUUAUUCGAAUUUUUCAGGGAUGGGAUCCACUUCAAACUCCAAUACAUGGAUUGGAAGUGGUUUCGCUGUGGAAAGAUCUUUUGCAAGGUGCUGACAUUUUUGCUAUCUCUGAUGCUGCAUCUCCUUAUACUCAACUAUUUAUGGAAGUUGUAUUCCCUGCUAUUAGAAUAUCUGGCACUAAUACCUGGCAGGCAAGGGAUCCUGAAACGAUGCUUCGUUUUUUGGAGUCUUGGGAGAAGUUGUUGCCUCCUGCAGUCCUUCAGACAAUACUGGAAAACAUUGUUUUACCCAAGUUGUCAGCUGCUGUGGACUCCUGGGAUCCACGUCGAGAAACAGUUCCAAUCCAUUCUUGGGUUCAUCCAUGGUUGCCUUUGUUAGGUCAAAGAUUGGAAAGUUGCUACCACACUAUACGUAACAGAUUGGAAAGUGUAUUGCAUGCUUGGCACCCAAGUGAUAUGUCUGCAUACUAUAUAUUGUCUCCUUGGAAGACUGUGUUUGAUGCUAUUAGCUGGGAAAAACUAAUGGUUCGAUUUAUUGUUCCAAAGUUGUUAGCGGUGAUGCAUGAAUUCCAAAUAAAUCCAGCAAAUCAGAAUCUUGAUCAUUUCUAUUGGGUUCGUACUUGGGCUACUGCUAUUCCGAUCCAUCACAUGCUUCCAAUACUGGAUAUAUUCUUCAACAAGUGGCAAGAAGUUUUGUACCAUUGGUUAUGCUCAAACCCGGACUUUGAAGAAGUGACGAAAUGGUUUUUGGGUUGGAAGGAACUUAUUCCACCUGAACUUCAGGCGAAUGAACAUGUUCGCUAUCGACUUAAUCUUGCUCUAGGAAUGAUGGACAAGGCUGUUGAAGGCGCGGAGGUAGUUCAACCUGGUUUGAGGGAGAACAUAAGUUAUCUUAGGGUUCUUGAACAAAGGCAAUUUGAGACUCAGAAAAAAGCAGCAGCACAAGCUCAAUCCCGCACUUCUGUGGGCUCGAACAGUGGUAUCCAAAUGGAUGGUACAGGCGGUGGAGCUGACAUGAGCAUGAAAGAAGUUAUUGAAGUUCAUGCUCAAGAGAAUGGUUUGCUGUUCAAACCUAAGCCCGGCAGGAUGCAAGAUGGUCAUCAGAUAUAUAGUUUUGGUAACAUGAGUAUUAUUAUAGAUUCUCUCAAUCAGAAGGUAUUUGCGCAAGUUGAGGACAGGUGGACUUUUGUGUCACUUGAGCAGCUUUUGGAUCUACAUAAGCGUUCUGGGAUAAAGCGCCGAUAGAUGUCUAAAGUUCUUGAAUGUUAUCUACGGAAGCAACUCCAAGCUUUAAAAAACUAGUUUUUAGGCUUCACGGGUAUUUCUGCACUGGAUUUCUCGUUUUGUCAUAGUUAGUCAUGAGAAGAUGAAAUACAUUUUCCCCAUUAGUGGCAUUUUAUCUGCUCCUUUAACUUGUAAGUUCUCAUCAUCCUACUUCGAGACAUCUGGCAAAAUCACUAGAAUGAGGGAGACUUGAUUCUUGAAUGUCAUUCUUUUUAGCUCA
Molecule: messenger RNA, 3021 nt
Organism: Capsicum annuum
Lineage: Eukaryota; Viridiplantae; Streptophyta; Magnoliopsida; Solanales; Solanaceae
Product: septin and tuftelin-interacting protein 1 homolog 1
Exons: 1
Coding region: 168-2762 (864 amino acids)
Biological process (GO): spliceosomal complex disassembly
Cellular component (GO): U2-type post-mRNA release spliceosomal complex
Molecular function (GO): nucleic acid binding
Source: RefSeq, a predicted model, not a curated record